AGGAGCGGGUCGGGAGCCACACAGCUCAGGCUAACGUUGUAUGACCGGGCACAUUCCUCGUACGAAACGGGAGUUUAGCUAGAAAUGCAACGAGGUGCCAUGUUUGGUCGUUUAUCGUGUUAGGGGCGGUUCGGCGGAAUUGGUUUAUGUCGGGCCGUGGCAACUCUCGUCUCUGCGAACUUCCAAAUCAACAUUAGCGCUAUUCCGUAUUGGAAAGUGCUUUGAAUGGAUAGCUUUUUCAUCCGCUCUCCCCCAGACGAGGGACAAUCGGAGGAGCACACGGACUGGGGAUAUCGCAGGCAAAGUUGUUGAAUGUGUGUCUAUAUCAAAUGAGCCUUUGUUUUCAUUGUUGUUGUACCUAUAUCAGCAGUUGGCUGCCUAGUGUCAGGUAGCUUACUGCUAGCUCUAAACAGGGUAUUUGUUCCUCAAGGUGCAGGUCGUGCUGUGCGUUGUCUUAUUACACCACAUUUCCCGGGGUAAAGCCGGAUUGAUUUAGCUAAUUUCAGCGGGCCUCCCUCCUUGGAGCCCCGGGCCAUCCAUCCCACCCCCCGCCGUCAGCCAAGCGACUCGCACCCACCAAAGGCGCCGAGAUUGGGCGAAUAGCGAGCAAAUACGUCCGCGUUUCUCUACCCGCUCCCCCGCCGACCUCCCCUCCUCACUCCCCGGCGCUGACAGCGGACAAGGCCGAGGUCGCGACAGAGCAGGCCCGGCCGCCGAGGCUCGACCUGUCCACCCCACCUCCGCAUCCUACCACACCUCACCAGCAGUCCAGAACCCGGCUCCCCGCCGAGCCGACCCUGGACAAGGUCGAGGGUAACAGAGAUAGCAGGGAACCCCGCAUCACGACCAUAACAACAACAGCUGCCAACAUGAACCACCACCAUCACCACACGCAGCAGCAGCAGCAACAGAAAGCCGGCGAGCAGCAGCUCAGCGAACCAGAGGACAUGGAGAUGGAAGCUGGGGACACAGACGACCCUCCAAGAAUCCCGGCCAACCCGGUGAUCAAUGGUAACGUGGCCAUGGCAGAUGGACACAACAACACAGAGGAGGACAUGGAGGAUGACACCAGUUGGCGAUCAGAGGCGACUUUCCGCUUUGUGGUGGAACGCUUCAGUCGCCUGAGUGAGUCGGUGCUCAGCCCGUCCUGCUUUGUCCGAAACCUUCCAUGGAAGAUAAUGGUGAUGCCACGCUUCUAUCCUGACCGGCCACACCAGAAAAGUGUGGGCUUCUUCCUGCAGUGUAAUGCAGAAUCAGACUCCACGUCAUGGUCAUGCCAUGCACAGGCCAUGCUGAAGAUCAUCAAUUACAAAGAUGACGAGAAGUCCUUCAGCCGCAGGAUCAGUCACCUGUUCUUCCACAAAGAGAAUGAUUGGGGUUUCUCCAACUUCAUGUCCUGGAGUGAUGUUACUGAUCCAGAGAGGGGCUUCAUCGAUGAUGACAAAGUCACCUUUGAAGUCUAUGUCCAGGCAGAUGCCCCACAUGGAGUGGCCUGGGACUCUAAGAAACACACAGGCUAUGUUGGACUGAAGAACCAGGGAGCUACCUGCUACAUGAAUAGCCUGCUACAGACUCUCUUCUUCACCAACCAGCUACGACGGGCGGUGUACAUGAUGCCCACAGAGGGAGAUGACUCGUCCAAGAGCGUUCCCCUGGCACUGCAGAGGGUUUUCUACGAGCUGCAACACAGCGACAAACCCGUCGGCACCAAGAAACUCACCAAGUCCUUCGGAUGGGAAACACUAGAUAGCUUCAUGCAACAUGAUGUACAGGAGCUGUGCAGAGUGCUCCUAGACAAUGUGGAGAACAAAAUGAAAGGCACUUGUGUUGAGGGAACCAUCCCCAAGCUCUUCAGAGGAAAGAUGGUGUCAUACAUCCAGUGUAAGCAUGUGGACUACCGGUCAGAGCGGAUAGAGGACUACUAUGACAUCCAGCUUAGUAUAAAAGGAAAGAAGAACAUAUUUGAGUCAUUCAAAGAUUAUGUUGCAACCGAACAGUUAGACGGAGACAACAAAUACGACGCAGGAGAGCAUGGACUGCAGGAAGCAGAAAAGGGAGUGAAGUUCCUUACCUUCCCUCCAAUCCUUCAUCUGCAGCUGAUGAGGUUCAUGUAUGACCCACAGACCGACCAAAACAUCAAGAUCAACGACAGGUUUGAGUUUCCAGAUCAGUUGCCCCUGGAUGAAUUCCUUCAGAAGCCAGACUCUAAGGACCCAGCCAACUACAUCCUGCAUGCAGUGCUAGUGCACAGCGGGGACAACCAUGGCGGUCACUACGUCGUCUAUCUUAACCCAAAAGGAGACGGCAAAGUGAGUGUCAAGGAACCAAUAUGGUGCAAGUUUGAUGAUGAUGUGGUGUCGCGGUGCACCAAGGAGGAGGCCAUUGAGCACAACUACGGUGGACAUGAUGAUGACCUCUCAGUACGCCACUGCACCAAUGCAUACAUGUUGGUCUACAUCCGUGAGUCCAAACUCAGUGAGGUGCUCCAGCCGAUGACUGACGUGGACAUUCCCCAGCAGCUUGUGGAACGUCUGCAGGAGGAGAAAAGGGUGGAGGCACAGAAGAGGAAGGAGCGCCAAGAGGCUCACCUCUACAUGCAGGUCCAGAUGGUGACAGAGGACCAAUUCUGUGGACAUCAGGGCAAUGACAUGUAUGAUGAGGAGAAGGUGAAGUACACAGUCUUCAAGGUCCUGAAGAGCUCCACGCUGCAAGAGUUUGUCCAGAACCUCUCCCAGACCAUGGGAUUCCCACAGGACCAGAUGAGACUGUGGCCCAUGCAGGCCCGGAGCAAUGGAACCAAGCGACCCGCCAUGCUUGACUACGAGGCCGACUGCAACAAGUCUAUGAUUGACUUGAGCGACAACGAGAAUCCCUGGACAAUAUUUCUGGAGACUGUGGAUCCAGAGAUGGCGGCCAGCGGGGCCACGUUACCCAAGUUUGACAAAGACCAUGAUGUCAUGUUGUUCCUGAAGAUGUAUGAUCCCAAAACCAGAAGCUUAAAUUAUUGUGGACAUAUCUACACACCUAUAUCCUGCAAAAUAAGAGACCUUCUGCCAGUCAUGUGUGAGAGAGCAGGGUUUCAGCAGGAAACUAGCCUUAUCCUCUAUGAGGAAGUAAAGCCCAAUCUAACAGAGCGAAUACAGGACUAUGAUGUCUCUCUGGACAAGGCCCUGGAUGAGCUCAUGGACGGGGACAUCAUUGUCUUCCAGAAGGACGACCCAGAGAACGACAGCAGUGAGCUGCCGACAGCAAAGGACUAUUUCCGGGAUCUCUAUCACCGUGUUGAUGUCAUUUUCUGUGACAAGACCAUCCACAACGACCCUGGCUUCGUGGUCACGCUCUCUAACCGCAUGAACUAUUUUCAGGUGGCCAAGACAGUAGCGCAGAGGCUGAACACAGAUCCCAUGCUGCUGCAGUUCUUCAAGUCACAGGGGUACAGGGACGGUCCAGGGAAUCCUCUCAGACACAACUAUGAGGGAACGCUGCGGGACCUGCUGCAAUUCUUCAAACCUCGGCAGCCAAAGAAGCUGUACUACCAGCAGUUAAAGAUGAAGAUUACAGACUUUGAGAACAGGAGGAGUUUUAAAUCCAUAUGGCUCAACAGCCAGUUCAGAGAGGAGGAGAUCACCCUCUACCCUGACAAGCAUGGCUGUGUGCGGGACCUUUUGGAAGAAUGUAAAAAGGCAGUGGAGCUCUCUGAAAAAGGCUCUGAGAAGCUCAGGCUGUUAGAGAUAGUAAGCUAUAAAAUCAUUGGGGUUCACCAGGAGGAGGAGCUGCUAGAAUGUUUAUCUCCGGCUGCCAGCCGCACCUUCAGAAUAGAGGAGAUUCCUUUGGACCAGGUGGACUUGGACAAGGACAGUGAAAUGCUAAUCCCCGUCGCUCACUUCCACAAGGAAGUCUUCGGCACCUUCGGGAUCCCCUUCUUGCUCAAGAUCAGACAGGGCGAGUCAUUUCGGGAGGUGAUGAGGAGGAUCCAGACCAUGCUGGACAUUCAGGAGAAAGAAUUUGAGAAGUUCAAGUUUGCGAUUGUGAUGAUGGGGCGGCAUCAGUACAUCACUGAAGAGGAGUAUGAGGUCAACCUGAAGGACUUUGAACCACAGCCAGGUAACAUGUCCCACCCGCGCCCCUGGCUAGGGUUGGAUCAUUUCAACAAAGCUCCAAAGAGAGGUCGCUACACCUACCUGGAGAAAGCAAUCAAGAUCCACAACUAAAGCAGCCCGCCCUUCCUCUUUGUCCUCCUCAUCCUCCUCCUCCUGCUCCGCCUUCCUCCCUACCUACUUUAACACACCAUAACCACAGACUGUAACCAACCGUGUGUGUGUGCGUGUGUGUUUGUUUGUGUGUGCGAGACUGCGUGGGCGUCCGUGUGUGUGUGUGUGUGUGUGCGCGUGCUCGUGUGCAUGCAUGCAUGCAUGCGUGUGCGCGUGUGUGUGUGUUCAUCACUUUUAACACCCCGCCUGGACACCUCUACAGCUCUACACCGGCACUAUGUCUUCAGCGAUAUGGAUCUUGCUGCAGCUGACGGAUUAUCCUUCAACCACAAAAUAAACUGCACCAACCACCUCCUGACUGUUGAUUUCGUUGUUUAUUUUAGUUUUUUUUUUAUCAUCCCUCUCUACGUUUGAGGCUGUCUCCACCCCCUACCACCACCACCCCAGCUUCUCUACCUGUUGACUGCCUGUUUUUUUUUUUGUUUUUGUUUUUUUUUUGCCUGUCUGGAAAUGGGAGAAAUUAAAUUGGAUUUUAAUAUAAAAAAAGGGGAGAGAGAAGAGGAAGUGGGACACAGUAUAAAUAUAAGUAUAUAUAUAUAUAUACAUAAAUAUAUAUAUAUGAACUUCUAAACUUAGUUUGUUUUGUUUUUUCCUUUUCCCACCCCACUCACUGGCUUUUUUUCCUUCAGUUUUUUUGGGGGGGUUGUUUUUAAAUAAAGAGUUGUUUGAAGAGGCAUCAUGCUGCUGUGUGGAGAGUUUGAUGGAAGGAUGUUUGCGAGGACUAACUGACAGAAAAACAGCGAACUGGCGUCCAUCCCGAGGCUCACUAGUUGUUCUUUAUAUUUUCUGCUCCCAUCUUUAGUGCAACAAAACAAGUAUUUCCAAGUUUACACGCACUUCUUUCUCACUUAGUUUGGUUGGAGGAAAAGUGAAUACUUUUUUUUUUGUCUCUUUCUGCAGAUCUUGUAUAAUAAAAUAAAAAUUCACAGCAUCUGUUUAAAAAUAAAUGGGAAAGAAAAAUAAGGAGGAAAAUUUGUCUGUAUUUCAUCUUGCACGUUGGCACUUAAUGUCAGAGGUCUCUCAGGAUGGGCAGAUGUACAGUUUGUUCGUGGUUUUGAGUUGCUCGGUGGCUUUAAAGGAACACACACACACACACACACAUACACAUGCACGGACAUGACCGCCUUGGCUUUCUCUUCCAUUCUUGUUUUUCGGUGAGGGGGGGUUUAAUGUCUCUCGGUCAUUCCUCCUGAACGCAAACACACACGAGCUUCGACAUCUUCUUCUCUCGAUUGAAACUGUCGCCUCCAGGUGAUGGGGAGCAGUAACUGCGCUAUGCUUGGUAGGGAGCCUCAAACGCUUUGAGCCCCACAGGUUUGAGGAUUGUGUAGAGACAAAACCAGCAUUGUAAGAAACACUUUAAGUCCUAUGAAUUAUUUUCUUUUGUUUGUUUGUUUCCUUUAAAGCACAGAUGGAAUGCUCCCCUAAUAGCGCAUAGCUGGCUCUGUAAAGACAACAUUUAAGAAUUGUAUAUUUAAAAAUAUGAACGUGUAAAAUUUAAGAGAAACACACGCCUUUGUUGUUGGGUACAGAAGGAGCCAGGUGUCCAUAUUUCUUAUGUGUAAGGUUUUCUCUUUUUCUUUGCGUUCCUGAUGUACCAUUGACGAUUUUUUUUUCUGUUACAUUUGGAUUUUUUUUUCUUUUCAAAACUAACUGCAUUGGUUUUGUCUUGUUAAAAAGCAGUACAAAGAUGACCUGCAGAAUCACACCUUAAUUUGAUCUUUUCCAGUUUAAAAUCCUCAGUGUAGCAGCAGUGUACGACAACUAUUCCUGUAUAUUGCCUUUUUGCUGGAAAAUGUAUGUUGAAUAAAAUUUUCUAUAAA
Messenger RNA from Chelmon rostratus (copperband butterflyfish), 6094 nucleotides. RefSeq names its product ubiquitin specific peptidase 7 (herpes virus-associated) (gene usp7). The record is from RefSeq and is a predicted model, not a curated record. Gene Ontology annotation, biological process: regulation of protein stability; protein deubiquitination. Gene Ontology annotation, cellular component: nucleus; cytosol. NCBI's taxonomy places the organism in Eukaryota, Metazoa, Chordata, Actinopteri, Chaetodontiformes, Chaetodontidae. The coding region runs from base 870 to 4211 and encodes 1113 amino acids. The transcript has 31 exons. Gene Ontology annotation, molecular function: protein binding; cysteine-type endopeptidase activity; cysteine-type deubiquitinase activity.